Messenger RNA from Nannospalax galili (Upper Galilee mountains blind mole rat), 2879 nucleotides. RefSeq names its product family with sequence similarity 234 member A (gene Fam234a). The record is from RefSeq and is a predicted model, not a curated record. Lineage: Eukaryota; Metazoa; Chordata; Mammalia; Rodentia; Spalacidae. The transcript is spliced from 13 exons. Bases 282 to 1943 code for a protein of 553 amino acids.
CAUUGGGGUCAGGCAUGGGGCCUAAUGGCCUCUGUGCGCCCGACUCGGCAGAUCAAGUCGGUGCUGGGCGGCGUCGGUCCCCGGAGCAAGUGCGCAGUGCCCAGCGGGCGCAACCGGGGUGACAACCUGAGGGACCGUGGCCGCAGGUCUGCCUCAGCUAAUGAAGACACAGACCCCCUGUCAAAGACCAGUGACCAGAUGCCCCAGUGGACAGCCAGAAGCUUCUAUUGAAAACGCCUUCAGGUAACCCACCACCAGUUAAGCUUGGGAAUGCACUCAGAAUGAUGGAUAACAAGGAUUUAGAAGCUGAAAUACACCCCUUGAAGAACGAAGAGAGAAAAUCACAGGAAAAUGUGGGAAAACAGUUGAAAACAGAAGAUAACUUAAAAAGCAGAACUCCGCAGUCCCGACUAUCCCGAUGCCGCACAGUUGCAUUUUUCCUUUCCCUGUUUGUCUGCCUUUUUGUGGUGUUUGUUGUCUCUUUCCUCAUCCCAUGUCCAGAACGACCUUUGUCUGAGCGAAUGUGGAGGAUCGACUACAAUGCCUCAGUCACCUAUGACUUUCUGGCCAUGGAAGACGUCAACAAGGACAGGAUCCAAGAUGUUCUCUUUCUUUAUAAAAAUACCUACAACAGUAAUAAUUACACCAGAUCCUGUGCUGAUGAAGGCUUUUCUACUCCUUGUGCCUUUGUGGCUGCUGUGUCAGGGGCCAAUGGCAGUGUGCUCUGGGAAAGGCCUGUGGCCCAAGAUGUGGCCCUUGUGGAGUGCGCCAUGCCACACUCAGACAGUGAGACUUCUGCCUGCAUCCUGGUGGGAAGACUGGGCUCUUUCAUCGCUGUCAACUCAUUCACAGGAGAAACCCUGUGGAGCCACUCCAACAGCUUUGGUGAGAAUGCCUCCAUCUUGAGCCCUCUGCUCCAAGUGCCUGACAUUGAUGGUGAUGGUGCUUCAGACCUAUUGAUCCUCACCCGGGAGGGAAAGGAGGUCAGAGGGGCCAUCUAUUCAGGGAGCACUGGGCAGCAGAUUGGCCACAGAGGCAGCCUUGGUGUGGACGGAGACAGUGGUGCCCUCCUCCAUGUCACCAGGAUAGGUGCUCACUACAUUCUCCUACCCUGCGGCGCAAGUUCCCUCUGCAGCUGCUCUGUGAAGGUUCUCUAUGAGAAGAUGACUGGGAAAGAUGGCCCGUUUAAGAAAGACUCCUUCUGGGAGAACAUAUUCAACACCUCUACCUACGGAAUAUGCUCUAAUCUCCAUCUGCAGAGCUCUGGAGCAGUUCGCUACCUGAUGAAUGUCCCAGGGAAAGCUGGUGAGGAUGUGCUCCUCGUGAGCUCAGACACCUGUACAUUGUUGGAUGGGCAGGAUCUGACUCCCAAAUGGACCCUUGGUGCAACUCAGAUCUUGAGAAAACCCUUCCUUGGCCACUACAAACCUGACACCUUGGCUGUGGUCAUCGAAAAUGGAACCAGCACUGAUAGACAGAUCCUUCUUCUGGACCUCAGCACUGGAGCUGUGCUAUGGAAUCAGCCCCUCCCAAGCCUUCCUGGGAGCCCAUCAUCCACCAGCUUGCCUACUGCAGACCACCGCUCAGCCUUCUUCUUCUGGGGCCUCCAUGAGCUGGUCAGCACCAAUGAGAUGGAACCCCGAGAUGUGCAGCACAGUCUGUACAUGUUCCACCCCACCCUGCCUGGCAUCCUGCUGGAGCUAGCCAACGUGUCUGCCAACAUCGUGGCCUUUGAUGUGAUCCUGUUUGAGCCAAGCCGCCAUGCUGCCUAUGUGCUCCUGACAGGCCCAGCAAGCUCAGAUGUGCCCGGCCUAGUGUCUGUGACCAAACACAAGGUGCGAGACCUUGUCCUGGACAGCAGAGUGGUCCACUUGGGCGAAGGCAGCUCAGACAGUGACCAGGCUAUCAGGGACCGGUUCUCCCGACUACGGUACCGAAGUUGAGGUAUAGAUGGUGUCAGCUGGAGCACCUGGAGAGACUCCCAACUGUGAAAACAAAGCCUCUUGGGAAAUCAGCCUGCCCUCAGCCUCCAUGUUGAGCCCCCUCUUUACCCUGGUGAUUCUGUCCCUCUGGAAGCUAUGGCCUUACCAGUUAUAUCCAUGGACAUGGGGAAGGUACCCUCAGCCUCCUGCCUAGCACACUGUGCCCUCCUAAGCCUUCAUGUGGUCUUACUGUAUGAUCUGUGGGGUCUGGUCAAGGCUGGAAGGCCUCCCUGUGGUCUCCUUGAGCCAGCUUGUGCACAGCUCAGCCCUGCAGGAGGUUCCAUUGCUUAGUGCCUCCUUACCAGCUAGCUCCCCCAACUGGAGAAGCUACUAAUGUGGGACUUGCUGGUCCCAGGCCCCUGUGAUGUUCCUCCCUCCCUGCCUGGCUCUUCCCUUGUCUACACUGUCCCUUAGGAGUCAGGGAGCUCAGAAACUGGUAGACCCUGGGGCAACCUCAUGCUGCAGCUGGAACCUGAGGCUCUGUAGCCCCCUUCCCAGAGCAGAAGGGAAGCACAUCUGCUGGAAGGUGAGCAACAACUCUGUCCAGGCAGAAAGAGGCCUGCACUGGAGCCUUUGCUGCAGUGGGUGCACUUGGGGGAUACACAGGAUACAUGUUUAGUCAGUCUCUGCCUGUCAGUACACUGGACCUGCUGUCACCCAGAGGUCCCUGCACCCUUAGGCAUGGCAGACACUUCCCUUUCCCUGCUCUCUGGUGCUCACCUGAUGCAGGUCUCACUUUGUGCCUUGUUGCUCCUGAAGCCCAAGGGCAACACAGCAGCCCUGCCCAGACUAGAGCCCUAUAGCUCUAUAGCCAAAGCAGUCCCGUGACCCCAGCCACCAUGGAAAACAACAGAAUAAAUGAUUUUCACUGGUGGGGACAGCCCCAGUAGCCCAGCA